Messenger RNA from Poeciliopsis prolifica (blackstripe livebearer), 2892 nucleotides. RefSeq names its product CBY1 interacting BAR domain containing 1 (gene cibar1). Gene Ontology annotation, biological process: cilium assembly. The transcript has 9 exons. The record is from RefSeq and is a predicted model, not a curated record. Lineage: Eukaryota; Metazoa; Chordata; Actinopteri; Cyprinodontiformes; Poeciliidae. The coding region runs from base 7 to 921 and encodes 304 amino acids. Gene Ontology annotation, cellular component: ciliary basal body; ciliary transition zone.
GUGAAGAUGAGUCGCACGCCGGAUGCGAGAGCCAGAGAUAACCAGACGAGGAAGAUCCAGGAGAACAUAACCAAAGUGGAGAAACACUUUGGAGAUAUGUGCCAACUGUUUGCUGCCUAUGCCCGCAAAACAGCCAGGCUGCGAGACAAAGCAGACCUUCUUGUCCGGGAAAUUGGCUUGUACGCCGACACGGAGACGCCAGACCUAAAGCGGGGGAUGAAGCAGUUUGCAGAGCACCUUGCCAAGAUUCAAGACUACCGCCAAGCUGAGGUGGAAAGACUCGAAGCCAGAGUCAUAGAACCAUUAAAAAGCUAUGGAGCUGUGGUGAAACGUAAAAGGGAGGAUCUGAAGGCAACACAGAGCGCCCGAGAGAGAGAAGCCAAACAGAUGGCUCAACUCGAGAAGACCAGACUUAGAAACCCUUCAGACAGACAAAUCAUUUCUCAGGCUGAAACUGAGCUUCAAAGAGCAACCAUGGAUGCCACACGAACCACCAAGCAGCUGGAGGAAACCAUAGAUGAGUUUGAGCGACAGAAGAUCCAAGACAUAAAGAAAGUCUUUGGUGAAUUUGUGACAGUGGAAAUGUCGUUCCAUGCCAAGGCUUUGGAGAUCUACACUGUGGCAUACCAAAGUAUCCAAAGUGUGGAUGAGGAAGCAGACCUGGAGGUGUUCAGGAAUUGUCUGCACCCCCCUGAUUUCCAGUCCCGCUUAGACAUAGUGCGAGCCAAUUCCAAGACGUCUCUUGAUCACACCGGGUCUUUCCUGAGUACAUCAGGUACCUUACAGCAACAAAGAGCUUCCAGCCGCCAGACGAGAAGAGGGGAGGAGGAGGAUGAAGAAGAGGACGAAGAUGAAUCUGAGGAGGAGGAUGGUGAUGAGGAUGAAGACGAGGACUCAGACGACGAACACCAACCUCGUUAAACCCUUUGUGCUUGUCAGUGGGGGAAAAAAGAAUAACAAAAUACAAAUUAACAGUUUUAAAAGAAACAUUUUGUUUCUUCCAGAUGAACUUGCCCAGGUGGAAAAACGUUUUCAUUGUCAUGUUUUGUAUUAUACACCUUUAUGUUGUGCUGUUUGUUUUUCAGCAAGCCAUUCUUUUGACCUAUAUUUUUUUAUAUCUCACAUUCUCUAAAUAUGCACUGUAUCUGUAUGUCAUGUUCCAGUGAAAGGCUCCGCUGCCUAAUAAAAGAAUAAAAGCACCCAGCAUGCUCUCACCCAGGUUUUCGAUUUUGAAAAACCCAGCAGAGCUUGAUUAUUUUAGAAACUGUCGGGAGUGUGAAUCAGUCCCAAGUGACAGUAGUUAUGUGAUGACGGCAGUUAAAAGUGACUCAUCUCUACCACAGACAUGCAAAAAUGGAACAAAUGGGAGUCGGAAACUUGUCACGGCACACCGUUUGCAUUUGUAUGGAUGAAUGCGGAUGUAUGCGUGGCAUCAGUCAAGCCCCAUGUCCAUGCAUGUUGCACUUGACAAAAACCCUUCUUGUGUGAUCAGGGUGCUGUGUGUUGUCUGUCACAAUAGAGGCUCCAGCCACGGUGUCCGCUGAUGGCUCCUGUCUGUCUUGGAUGAGUCACUCUACACAAUUUAUAGUUCGCAUCUGGCCGUGUCAUAAUGAAUUAUCCUCUUCCUCCGGUGCGCCAUCACACACAUGCACAUCUGUUAAAGAAAUGCUAAAUAUAUGAAAAUUUACAGCUUUUCAAAACUCAAUUUUAUUCCUAAGCGAUAAACACGAGGGACACUGUAACCUCGCCUACAGCGACAUUGAUUAUCUCACUGGGUUUGUCUAAAAGGAGUGUAGGUGGUGUGUCAUGAAACCUCUCUGCAACAGCACCCUAAUGCAUAUAAAGGUUAAUGUGUAUGCAAACAUAGUGACACUAGCACACACUCACGUAGCCGUUCGUCUUUACUGUGCUGAAUGGCCCAUGUUGCAGUGAGUCAUCACCUGCAGUUUGUGUGAUGAGUGAGUCAGAGAAGUUUUCCAAUCAGAUAAACCUUCCACUCCCUUAUCGCAGCGAAAGGGUGACUUUUGAGAGAAACUGGGUCUGACAGGAGCGAAAAGAAAGACUUGCACGAUUGGAGUGGUAAAAAAAGAUUUUAAAAAAAAGCGCCAGCCUCCUCCCUUAGCCAAGAAAGACAGAGGUGCCAGAGGAGGCAAGAGUUGGUUUAUGAGUCAGAGAGUGAAAAAACAAACAAGAUGCAAAGGCAUAGGGAGGAGGAGACAGGGGUUGCAGGGACAACUUGGAGAGGUCAGUCAAAGCUCCAGGUUCUUAUACUUGAGUCAUAGGCCGGCAGCGUGGCACCACUCCUACCAAACUCUACACCUGCGGCACAAGUCAGCCACAGCACGGCUUCAUGCAGAUGCCUCCGUGUGCUGCGUCUUUCCCUUGAGGUCACUGGCACUGAUCUUACUUUGCCAAAAGCUUUUUCUCUUUCUGAACACCGAUUUAAUGAGAACAAAUUGUUCAGAACUUGUUUAAAGAGAUUGCCUUGGUAAACGUUUCAAAUGACAUGUUUUAACAGCAUUGCAGCCAAAACUUCUGUGUAGGCAUGCAUUAGCGAUUCACAUUGAUUGGUUGACAGGAAAAGUGAGUGACAUUGUCUGAUACAGAUUUUUCUUUACUUCUUUGCCUUUUUGCAAUUACAAAUCUGAGUAAAGAUCUCAUGGGGUUCAACAGAAAUCACAUUUUGGGUCAAAUGUUCUCUCUAUAUGCAGGAGAGGAUGUGUAUAUAUCUAUAAAUUUGCACUAUAGUGUUUUCUUUUUCUGAAACUUUUCAUUUUUAUAUAUAUUUUAGUUUAAAUGCUUAUUAGUUCAUCUUCUUAAAGUGUUUUUACCUUUGAAUUACCUUGUUAAUUACUGGUGCUAUAAAAAUACAUCUGCCUUGUCUUAUUUGCA